AUGGCGGACGAGCACAACAACUUGAUGCGACAUGAGCGCGCUUUGGACGAAGAUACGAAUCAGUUCAUACGGUACCUUGGCGAAGCCAGCGUCGCAGCUAGCCAAGCUUGGUGUCGUUCUUUCAGCUCCACCUUCAUGUCCAAACUUCCCAGCGAGCUCCGUGACAUGGUGUUUGACUACACUUUCUCACAAGAUUCUAAACCAUACACACUAUGGUUCGAGCAUGAUCUAUGGGAGUUGCACAAUAGCCACCGCACGAAGUGGAGUGAAGCUGUUGCCAAAGGUGGACCUCCGCCUUUGCAAACAAGGACUUCGUCGGAGAGAGAUUCGCUAUAG
This is a messenger RNA of Pyrenophora tritici-repentis Pt-1C-BFP, 336 nucleotides long. NCBI's taxonomy places the organism in Eukaryota, Fungi, Ascomycota, Dothideomycetes, Pleosporales, Pleosporaceae. The record is from RefSeq and is a predicted model, not a curated record.